AUGACCAUCGGCCCAAGAACCACGGGCAACAACGGCGGCCCCGUCCCACCGACGGGACCCAACGUCACUAACACCGGCGACAACAUAACCCAAAACAACGGGCAGAACGGAGAUGGAAACGGAAAAGGACCAGCAGGACCAGCAGGACCUCACCUCCUAGAUCUCACCAUCGAUAACAUCACCCCCAACACAAUCCGCAUCAACUCGCAAAGCCCAAACGCCCGCCUGACCUACCUGAUGGCUCGGCUCGUCACACACCUGCACGAUUUCGCCCGCGAAACCCGGCUAAGCACUGACGAGUGGAUGGCGGCGAUUGAGUUUCUGAUUGGGUGCGGGCAGAUUUCGAGUGAUGUGCGGAAUGAAUUCAUCCUCCUCUCCGACGUCCUCGGCCUAUCCCUCCUCGUAGACAACAUCAACCACCCCAAACCCCCCGGCGGCACCGAAGGGUCCGUCCUCGGCCCCUUCCACACCCACGAUGCCCCGACCCUGCCCCACGGCGCGAGCAUGACGUCUGACCCCGCCGGCGAGCCCAUGUUGGCGAUCUGCACGGUGCGUGACACCCACGGCCGGCCCGUCCCCGGCGUUACUGUCGAUAUCUGGGAGACGGACAGUUCGGGGCAUUACGACGUGCAGCAUGCCGACCGGGAGGGGCCCAGCGAGCGGUGUGUGAUGGUGUCGGAUGACGAGGGGAGGUUCUGGUUUCGCGGGUUGAAGCCGGUUAGCUAUCCGAUUCCGCAUGAUGGGCCUGUGGGGGGGUUGUUGCAGUUGUUGAAACGGCAUUGUUGGCGGCCGGCGCAUGUGCAUUUUAUGUUUGGGAAGGAGGGGUGGGAUCGGUUGAUCACAGCUCUAUACCUCCGUGGAGACCCCUACGAGACCUCGGACGCCGUGUUUGGUGUCAAGCAGAGCCUGGUGGUCGACCUUGACAAGGUCGACAAGGCGACAGCGGAGAAGUACGGCGUAGAGGAAGGGACGUGGCUGCUGAAGCACGACUUUGUGCUUACCACCCAAGCGGAGACAGAAAAGCUGCGGGACGAGUUGGCCACCGAAGCGCUGCGGAAGCUGGGGUUGAACCUGAAAUUGGUCGAUCACCUCCCGGUGCCGGACUUGGACUAG
Messenger RNA from Dichotomopilus funicola, 1113 nucleotides. Its product is annotated as Intradiol ring-cleavage dioxygenase. NCBI's taxonomy places the organism in Eukaryota, Fungi, Ascomycota, Sordariomycetes, Sordariales, Chaetomiaceae. The transcript is spliced from 3 exons. Gene Ontology annotation, molecular function: catechol 1,2-dioxygenase activity; ferric iron binding. Gene Ontology annotation, biological process: catechol-containing compound metabolic process. The record is from RefSeq and is a predicted model, not a curated record. The coding region runs from base 1 to 1113 and encodes 370 amino acids.